Messenger RNA from Prunus armeniaca (apricot), 258 nucleotides. The record is from the annotation of a GenBank genome assembly. Lineage: Eukaryota; Viridiplantae; Streptophyta; Magnoliopsida; Rosales; Rosaceae.
AUGUUUGGUAGUGGUGGUGAUGAAGGUAGAGUUGGUGGUUGUGGUAAUGGUGGUGGUUGUGGUGUUGAUUGUGGAGGUGGUAGUGGAUGUGGAGGUUUUGGAGGAGGAGGUGGUUGUGGUGGUAGUGGUGGUGAUGGUGGUGGUGGUGAUGAUGGAGGUGGAGGUGGAGGAGGUGGUGGUUGUGGUGGUGGUGGUGGUGGUGAUGAUGGAGGUGGAGGUGGAGGAGGUGGUGGUUGUGGUGGUGGUGGCGGAGGAUGA